AAACCGAAAAUAAAUAAAAGAAGCCGACGAUGCCUCGGUGUAAUUUCAUCGAAGCUUAGCAAAAUUUCUUUCAAUUCCUUGGCCUCUAUUCUUGUUUGCUGUUCAACGGAAUGAUGGAUCCUGAGUUGUUAAGGAUCGUUCAGGAACAGAUGAGUCGUAUCUCACCCGCUGAGUUAUCCAGGAUCCAACAACAGAUGAUGUCUAAUCCUGACUUGAUGAGAAUGGCCUCAGAAAGCAUGAAGAACAUGAGGCCAGAAGACUUGAGACAAGCUGCAGAACAGUUAAAGCACACUCGGCCUGAGGAUAUGGCGGAGAUUGGUGAGAAAAUGGCCAAUGCAUCGCCUGAAGAGAUAGCCGCAUUGCGAGCACGGGCUGAUGCUCAGAUCAGUUAUGAAUUAAGUGCAGCUGAGAUGUUGAAGAAUCAAGGGAAUGAGUUUCAUAAGCAAGGGAAGUUCAAUAACGCCUCUGAGAAAUAUUUGCUUGCAAAGAAAAACCUGAAAGGAAUUCCAUCUGCAAAAGGAAAAACACUUUUGCUGGCAUGCUCACUUAAUCUCAUGUCAUGUUAUUUGAAAACAAGGCAAUAUGACGAGUGCGUAAAAGAAGGUUCUGAGGUUUUGUCUUAUGAUGCAAAGAACGUUAAAGCUCUUUACCGAAGAGGUCAAGCUUAUAAAGAACUAGGUCAAUUUGAUGAUGCUGUCUCGGACUUGAGAAAUGCACAUGAAGUUUCACCUGAUGAUGAAACAAUCGCAGAUGUCUUGAGAGAUGCUGAGGAAAGAUUGGCUAGAGAAGGCAGUCAUCAAGCACCCCGGGGAGUGGUAAUUGAAGAAAUAACUGAAGAAACUGUAAGCACCUCUCCUGCUACUCUUCAAAGUUCAUCUACUGAACAUUCAUCGAAACAGCCACGAGAAAGUACUGGAAUCGCUAAGAGUGAGAAUGAGAAAAAAGUUGCGGACUUGAGAACCAAUUCUGAGUGUUUACAGGCUUUAAAGGAGGAUCCAGAGGCACUCAGGUCAUUUCAGAAUUUCAUUUCAAGGGCCAAUCCCGACACUCUUGCUGCAAUGAGUGGCGGUCAAGUUGGAGAGGUGUCACCCGACAUGUUUAAAACUGCAUCAAAUAUGAUCAGCAAGAUGUCACCUGAAGAGCUACAAAAAAUGGUUCAAUUAGCUUCUUCAUUUCCUGGGGAAAACCCAUAUACAGGUGGAUUUGGAACUGGACCUGUUCCUCCGAAUGUGACUCCUGACAUGCUUAAAACCGCAACUGAUACGAUGACCAAGAUGCCAACAGAAGAGCUCCAAAAAAUGUUUGAAAUAGCAGCUUCUAUUAAAGGAAAAGAUUCUAUCCCAGCAUCAACAACUGUAAACAGUAGCAGGCUCGAUUCAGAUGCUGAGGUAACAUAUCCCACAUCUCAAACAUCAUCCAUCACCAGUGAAAAUGUUGGUUUAGGUGAAACUGCCUCUUCUAGUUCUAGUCGUUUCCCAAAUUCAAUGAAUGCUCAGUCAAGCUUUCCACCAACAUCAACUGCUGAUCUACAAGAACAGAUGAGAAAUCAAAUGAAAGAUCCAGCCAUGCGGCAGGUGUUUGCAUCAAUGAUGAAAAACAUGAGUCCGGAAACGAUGGCAAACAUGAGCGAGCAAUUUGGAAUGAAGCUUUCUCGGGAAGAUGCUGCAAAAGCUCAACAAGCUAUGUCAUCCUUAUCACCUGAUGACUUGGAUAGAAUGAUGCGUUGGGUUGAUAGGAUCCAAAGAGGAGCCGAAGGUGCGAAGAAAGCAAAGAACUGGUUGCUCGGGAAACCCGGUAUGAUCCUCGCAAUAUGCAUGCUCAUCUUAGCAGUGAUUCUUCAUAGGUUGGGCUUCAUUGGUAGCUAGGAAGAAAAAAUGGAACCAAUCUCCAUUUUUUUAUUCUUAACAAACACCCUGGGAAAUUCUACCUCUAAUCAAAGUUUGUGUUGGAAACUAGGCAUGUUUCUUGGGUUACAAGUAAGACUUGACAAUUCUCGUAUCGUCUCGUGUUUACGGUUCUUUCUCUCGUAUCGAAAAAUUAUGUUUAAAGAUUUAUAUAUAUUUAUAUAAAUUUUGACACAUUAUUAUAUAGACUUCAACUUGUUUCCGUGUA
Gossypium arboreum is the source of this 2112-nucleotide messenger RNA. RefSeq names its product outer envelope protein 61-like. Gene Ontology annotation, molecular function: protein binding. Bases 111 to 1865 code for a protein of 584 amino acids. The transcript is spliced from 12 exons. NCBI's taxonomy places the organism in Eukaryota, Viridiplantae, Streptophyta, Magnoliopsida, Malvales, Malvaceae. The record is from RefSeq and is a predicted model, not a curated record.